AUGAAAGAGGGCAGCGGCAACGGCACCGGCACCGGCACCGGCAGCGGCAACACCGUCUUGUCCUGUCCGUCGUCGUCCUCGUCUUCCUCGUGGCACAGUGAGUAUCCGCUGACCAGCGGCGUCCGUGGUCGCCAGGAGUCGAUGGACAACUCCGCCGACCUCGCGGGGGCCACCGUCUCCGUCAAGGUGGCGAAGCGUGCAGACAAGCCAUCGGCGGUCAGUCCUUCGUCGUCCAGUCAAGAGUCUUCGUCCACCUGUCGAGCAGGCUUCGGAGGUAGCAGACGAGGCGUCGUCGAAGACGGUAAUGGAGUGAAGCAGGAGCCGAUGGACCCGUUGGUUUCGAUGCCGAUGCCCGCCGUAUCGGUGCCCAUCACGCCGUCGUCCGUGGACACUCCGUCGCCGUCCGUCAUCGAGUGCGUGGUGUGCAACGACAAGAGCAGUGGAAAGCACUAUGGACAGUUCACAUGCGAAGGCUGCAAGUCGUUUUUUAAGCGCUCCGUCCGUCGAAACUUGUCCUACACCUGCCGCGGCAGCAAGAACUGUAACAUCGACGUACAUCACCGUAACCAAUGUCAGUACUGUCGUCUGAAGAAAUGUGUCAAGAUGGGCAUGCGCAAGGAAGCUUCAUCUGAUGUCCGACGUUUUCUAGCUGUUCAACGUGGCCGCAUCCCGACCACCCUUAAUCCGUACGCCGGUUCGCUCACGUUUCCGAACAGCGACGCGUUGAUCAGCAGUCACGCCUACCUGUCAAACUUUCUGAGUUUGCUCAUGCGAGCCGAACCGUACCCGAUUUCCCGGUUUGGCGUAGGCAUUCUUCAGCAGAGCAACGUGAUGGGCAUCGACAAUAUCUGUGAGCUGGCGGCCAGGCUGUUGUUCUCCGCGGUCGAAUGGGCCAGGAAUAUACCUUUUUUCCCGGAGUUUCUAGUCACUGAUCAAGUUGCCCUCCUGCGAAUGGCCUGGUCAGAGCUGUUCGUGCUAAACGCUGCCCAGUGCGGCAUGCCCGUUCAUGCGGCGCCGCUGCUGGCCGCUGCCGGACUACACAUGUCGCCGAUGGCUGCCGACCGCGUGGUCGUUUUCAUGGAUCAUAUCAGAAUAUUUCAGGACCAGGUGGAGAAGCUGAAGGCGUUGCACGUCGACACCGCCGAAUACAGCUGUCUCAAAGCCAUCACACUGUUCACAACCGGUAAGACUCUAGCUUUAGCACUUUUCGGUUUAAUUGCACCCCGGCAUACUGUGCGGACGAACCACAGGUAG
This is a messenger RNA of Soboliphyme baturini, 1254 nucleotides long. The record is from the annotation of a GenBank genome assembly. NCBI's taxonomy places the organism in Eukaryota, Metazoa, Nematoda, Enoplea, Dioctophymatida, Soboliphymatidae.